AUGGCUCUUAGCUUUUCGUCCGUUUUUACCUCGGAGCGCCUCAUCUAUGAGGCCUUUGACAAUGCCGACGAGGACACGAAAAAGUUUCUGUACCACCAGAUGGCCAUGGAUCCCGAGAUCAAGGGCCUCGACAGCAUCCAGGCCUUUGCGCCGCUGUCCAAGUCGAGCUACCUCGAGUCGCUCGGUCAGUGGAAGAAUAACCUGAUGAAUGUCAUCAUCUGCCUGAAGCCAGAUAACUGGGACGAGAUCGCGGGAGACUACAGCCGCGAGGAGCACACCAAGGGCCUGCGCGGCGUGCCCAUUGGCAUGAUGGGCCUCUCCGGGGCUCCCGCGUCGCUCGCGCACCACCGCCGCGCGGGUCUGGGCAUGUCCGUCGGCAGCAAGUGGCAGGGCCAGGGCUACGGCUCCGAGGCGCUGCGGUGGCUCGCUGGCUGGGCGUUUGACUGGGGCAACAUGCACAGCUUGUUUCUGCAGACCUUUAGUAUCAACGAAAAGGCCAUCCACAUGUACGAGAAGGCUGGCUUUGUGGUGGACGGCCGGGAGCGCGAGGCCAUGUACCUGGCGGGCAGGUGGGUGGAUGUCGUUGACAUGUCGAUGCUGGAGCAGGAUUGGAGGGCUCAAGAAGCGGCUGAGAAGAAAAGCCUCAGGAGCUAG
Akanthomyces muscarius is the source of this 654-nucleotide messenger RNA. RefSeq lists its product as uncharacterized. The record is from RefSeq and is a predicted model, not a curated record. Lineage: Eukaryota; Fungi; Ascomycota; Sordariomycetes; Hypocreales; Cordycipitaceae. Gene Ontology annotation, molecular function: acyltransferase activity, transferring groups other than amino-acyl groups. The transcript has a single exon. Bases 1 to 654 code for a protein of 217 amino acids.